Molecule: messenger RNA, 1077 nt
Organism: Botrytis porri
Lineage: Eukaryota; Fungi; Ascomycota; Leotiomycetes; Helotiales; Sclerotiniaceae
Exons: 2
Coding region: 1-1077 (358 amino acids)
Biological process (GO): steroid biosynthetic process
Molecular function (GO): 3-beta-hydroxy-Delta5-steroid dehydrogenase (NAD+) activity
Source: RefSeq, a predicted model, not a curated record
AUGGUGAUCCGAAGCGUCCUAGUCACCGGUGGUCUCGGCUUUGUUGGCUCGGCCAUUGUCGAUGCACUGUACAAGAAGUACCCUUUCAGUUUGAUCAUAAUCUUGGACAUUAGUGAAGGUAUCUUCGAAUGGAAAAAGAAGUCGAAAUACCCGCCGACCAUCAGCUUUGUGGCAUGCGAUAUUCUAGAUGAGGAGAAGCUAAAAGGUGUCCUUCGCCACACCAAGCCGGAUGUCGUUGUUCACACGGCCGGAAUAGUUCCUCCGUUGAGCGAAAGAUACCAUCGCAGGAUAGAGGAGAUAAUACUACAUGUGAAUGUCGAGGGAACUCGUAAUGUCUUGAAUGCAACAAGAGAUGCUGGGGCAGGUGUAUUUAUCUACACAAGUAGCUGUUGCUCCGUGGUUGAUGAUUGGGCGCAUCCGUAUCCAAAUAUUGAUGAAAGAUGGCCGACAGCAAAAAGGGCAUCAAUUUAUGGGGAAUCAAAGGCAAAAGCAGAAAAAAUUGUUCUAGCAGCAGAUUCCACUACGUUCUCAACAUGCAUCCUUCGACCAUCAGUCAUCAUGGGCCCGGGUGAUAAACAGCUUAUUCCACCUAUACACGCCUGUAUAGCAAAAGGAGAGACCCCCUUCAUUAUUGGAUCAGCCGAUAAUCUCUGGGAUAUAACCUACGUUACAAAUGUCGCAGAUGCUCAUUUCCUUGCUGCUGAAAAUCUCCGCUCGAAUACGCCAACCGCUGCUGGUGAAAUCUUCUUUAUACAAAACAACACGCCAAUCACAUUCCGUGAUUUUAGCGUAGCUGUAUGGAAAGAGUUCGGACAUAUCCCGCCUUAUGAAGUGACGGUACCGGAAAGUUUAGCCUGGGCAGCCGGCCUGUUGGCAGAGGUUGUCUCGUGGUUAACUGGGUCAAAAGGACCUACUUUAAGUAGAGACAGUGUGAAUGAUGCUUGUGCUGUUAGAUAUGCGAAUGGCGAAAAGGCGAAACGAAUCCUGGGAUACGAAGCAAGAGUAGGUUUGGAGGAGGGGAUUCGCUUGAGUUGUGAGGCGUACAAGAAGAGACUCGCGAGCCAAAAAGAAGAAUAG